Molecule: messenger RNA, 420 nt
Organism: Sporothrix schenckii 1099-18
Lineage: Eukaryota; Fungi; Ascomycota; Sordariomycetes; Ophiostomatales; Ophiostomataceae
Exons: 2
Coding region: 1-420 (139 amino acids)
Source: RefSeq, a predicted model, not a curated record
AUGGCUUCUGGCGGAGCUCCUCCGGCUACUCCCUCGCUGUUUAUAGAGCGGUACCGAGCUCGGCUUGAGCUCCAGAGCUCCAGGGCGCUCUCUUCUCUUUUCCGGAAGCCGUCCCGGACCCUGAUCUUGCGAAAUGGCGAAAGGUGGCCGCAUCGCCGUUAUGUUUUCGUGUCUGUACCCCGUUAUCUAAGGAAGAAAUCGGCGUUGCUUGAUCUUGAGAGUAGAGCUAGCACACCUGUGAUUGGUCAAUUGCACUCAUACUUUGCCGAUGUCGACAAUGCGUUGCUGCACCUGGCCAAUUCUCCCGCGUUCGAUCUCGGCUACGACGACAAAGACAGCUGCCCGGACGGUUAUUGGGCUUUAGCAUGUGCACGAGAUUGUUCGAUCGACUGGGGUCGUGAGGAUACCCCUCACGCGUAA